AUGUCAGGAAGCCAGCCCCUGCGCGCCGUGGAGACGGUCCUCGCCAUCCCGGAGCUCCUGGAAUACAUAUUAGUGCAAGUCGAUAUGAGAACGCUCCUGGUCUCAGCGUCGCGGGUGAGCAAGACGUGGAAGGCCUUCAUAGACGGAUCGCCGGCCGUCCAGCAGGCUCUGUUCUUCAAGCCAGUCUCUAUGGAUGUCUCGCGGGCAGUGAUCCACGGUCUCGAGGACGGCGUUUUCCCGAGCAUACCGAGUCAGAGUGUCAUGCCAACCCACACAAGGGGUGCCAGCCUCAUCAACCCUCUCCUAGCAGAGAAGUUUGAUAAAUGCUUCUUCGACUUUGGGCCAACGUACUCCUGCCAGCGUCGGGCGAACUCGUUUUACGAGCUACCCUGGUCCAAGACCCCGAACCCGAUCCAGACGGUACAAGAGUAUUGGGGCGGUUGGAGCCAAGUCAAACCACCCGAGCUCGACGAAGAAGCAGCGCGAUCUCAAGACGAGACCCGGCGGCGGUUCACGCGCCGCGGCGCAAGUUGGCGCCGCAUGCUCAUCUCGCAACCCCCGCCGCCGUCUCUGGGAUACAUGCGCUUCGACGUCUGCAGUCUCGCGCUGGAAGAGCAGCAAGUCGCGAGUUCUCUGAUCCAGCCCUCGCCGUCUAGUCCCGGUAUUCAUACGCCGUUCAACGGUGUGCGGAUGGGAGAGCUCUACGACAUUGUCCAGCACGCGGUCGGGCACCACGGACGCCAUUCUCUCUGGUUCAGGGUUCUGUGGGGGAAGCCGACGACGCACUUUGCCUUUUCGCACGCCGAGGAUGUGUUUGAUAAGUUGAUGGCCCGAACCAGCGUUGUCGUGGAGCUGAUGCAUGCCGACGAUACCUCUCUUCCGAAUCACCCUCAGGACCCGUCGGAUGUGGGUAUGUUUGAUGCCGCUUUCAGGUGUGAGGAGCAUCGCGAGGUAAAGUUUGAGACGGAGCAGACGUGUGGAGAGGCUGUCGAGUUUCCUCACUUCCAUCCGCGGUAUGUCGUUUGGCAUUGGAAGUUGAUGGAAGUUGAGUAA
Molecule: messenger RNA, 1053 nt
Organism: Colletotrichum orchidophilum
Lineage: Eukaryota; Fungi; Ascomycota; Sordariomycetes; Glomerellales; Glomerellaceae
Product: F-box domain-containing protein
Exons: 1
Coding region: 1-1053 (350 amino acids)
Molecular function (GO): protein binding
Source: RefSeq, a predicted model, not a curated record